AUUGUCAUUAGUUGUCAUAAUUUAUAAUAUACUCUUUUUCCUGUUAUUUUGCAGGAGAAAAUGCAUAGUGAGAGUAUGUUACUUAAAGAUAUCACCAGAACUCAAAAUAUAAAAAUGCUCAGAGCAAAUGCCAUCAAAAAUAUUUCUAACCUGAAAAUGUUUUUUAACAUAUCUCUAAAAUCCUGCUCUUGGAAAAGAAGAUAAUCAUUUCCCUACAGAAAGUAUUCCUUCUGAGAACUAAGUAGACUUACUCCAAAUGAGGUACUUGUAGCAUUUUUUUAUGUGUGUAUAGAUCAGACUGCUGUGUAUCGUAACAUAGAAAAGUGGACCAUAUUAAACACACUCAAAGCUUUCAGCAAAAGUUUUAAAACAAUGAGGAAUCUGUCUGUAGUGACUCAGUUUAUCCUGCUGGGCAUCCCGAACACAGAGGGUCUGGAGACCAUGCUCUUUGUCCUGUUUUUGUCUUUCUACAUCUUCACCCUGAUGGGAAACUUAUUAAUCUUAACAGCCAUUAUCUCCUCCACUCGGCUUCAUACCCCCAUGUACUUCUUCCUAUGUAAGUUGUCUAUUUUUGACAUAUUUUUUCCUUCUGUGAGUUCUCCCAAGAUGUUGUUCUACCUCUCAGGAAACAGCCGAGCCAUCUCCUAUGCAGGAUGUGUGUGCCAGCUCUUCUUCUACCAUUUCCUGGGUUGUACAGAAUGUUUCCUGUACACAGUGAUGGCCUAUGACCGCUUCGUUGCCAUAUGCUACCCUCUACGCUACUCAAUCAUCAUGAGCCACAGAGUAUGUGCCAUCCUGGCCACAGGCACUUCAUUUUUUGGUUGUAUUCAGGCUACUUUUCUAACAACUCUCACCUUCCAGUUGCCCUACUGUGGUCCCAAUGAGGUGGACUAUUACUUCUGUGAUAUUCCUGUGAUGCUGAAGCUGGCCUGUGCAGACACAUCAGCCCUGGAGAUGGUGGGGUUCAUUAGCGUGGGCUUGAUGCCCCUCAGUUGCUUCCUCCUCAUCCUCACCUCCUACAGCUUCAUAGUCUGUGCUAUUCUGAGGAUCCGCUCUGCUGAGGGACGUCGAAGAGCUUUCUCCACCUGCAGUGCCCACCUCACUGCCAUCUUGCUUUUCUACAUGCCGGUUGUCCUUAUAUACUUAAGGCCAACACCAAGUCCUUGGCUGGAUGCAACUGUUCAGGUCUUAAAUAAUCUGGUCACCCCUAUGCUAAACCCAUUGAUCUAUAGCCUCAGGAAUAAGGAGGUAAAAUCAUCACUGUGGAAGUUCCUACAUAACCCUGGCUUUCUUCCUGAGCAGCUGUAA
Alexandromys fortis (reed vole) is the source of this 1308-nucleotide messenger RNA. RefSeq names its product olfactory receptor 149-like. Bases 373 to 1308 code for a protein of 311 amino acids. Gene Ontology annotation, biological process: G protein-coupled receptor signaling pathway. The record is from RefSeq and is a predicted model, not a curated record. The transcript has a single exon. Lineage: Eukaryota; Metazoa; Chordata; Mammalia; Rodentia; Cricetidae. Gene Ontology annotation, molecular function: G protein-coupled receptor activity; olfactory receptor activity. Gene Ontology annotation, cellular component: membrane.